GAGCUGCUCCUCGUGGCGGAGCUUCUAACUUAAACACCCUCUUUUUCACAGAGAGAGACAGAGGGAGAGACGGAAUCCUAGAGAGAGAAAGAGGAGAGAUAAAAUGUGCCCGACGAAACAGAAACAGAAAAAGCCAAAGGAUCGGAGUUCCGUGACCGAACAAGCCUCCGGCGCCGACACCACCACCGACUGGAGGGACGAAGCAAUCAGCGGCGGAUCUCUCAGACACGUCGACCUCCACACCGGAUCCAACGGCUGGGCUUCACCUCCCGGCGACGUUUUCUCUCUCCGUUCCCAAAACUACUUCUCCAAAAAGCAAAAGUCCCCCUCCGGCGCGUGGCUCCUGCAGCCCGCCGGCGUCGACUGGCUUCGAUCGGCGACCAAGCUCGACAACGUCCUCGCCAGACCCGAUAACCGUGUAAUGCACGCGCUCAAAAAGGGUCAAUCGCAGGGCAAGUACCUGAAGACCUUCGUCGUCGCCGUCAACCUCCAAAUCCCCGGCAGGGACCACCACAGCGCGGUGUUCUACUUCUCCACCGAUGAUCCGAUCCCCACCGGUUCUCUCCUCCGGCGGUUUAUCGAAGGCGACGACGCGUUCCGGAAUCAGCGGUUCAAGAUCGUGAACCGGAUCGUGAAGGGUCCGUGGAUCGUGAAAACUGCAGUCGGUAACUACUCGGCGUGCUUGCUCGGGAAAGCCCUAACCUGUAACUAUCACAUAGGUUCGAAUUACCUCGAAAUCGACGUCGACAUUGGGAGCUCAGCGAUCGCGAAUGCGAUCUUGCGUUUGGCGUUGGGGUACGUGACGGCGGUGACGAUCGACAUGGGGUUUGUGGUGGAGGCGCAGACGGAGGAGGAGCUGCCGGAGAGAUUAUUCGGCGCGGUUAGGGUUCUGCAAAUGGAGAUGUCUUCGGCGACCUUCGUGGACACGGCGUCGUCUAGGAAACCAGCGAUUUCUUCGAAGAUGAAUCAUAGUCAUAGUCAUCAUCAGAGUCGAGUUCGGGCAUGUUCCAAGUGUGAAGACGACGACGUUUGAAAAAAAUGUCGAUCGCCGGCGGUAUGAUUUUUUUUCCUGUAUUAACGGCCAUCGAUUUUUGCUUUUUAGCAUUUUGAUGUGAUCUGGGUCAACCCUGUUUUUAUGGGGAUUGGUGGUUGUAGAUAAUAAUAAUAAUAAUAAUAGCUUAAUCUUA
Messenger RNA from Cornus florida, 1187 nucleotides. Its product is annotated as protein ENHANCED DISEASE RESISTANCE 2-like. Bases 104 to 1033 code for a protein of 309 amino acids. NCBI's taxonomy places the organism in Eukaryota, Viridiplantae, Streptophyta, Magnoliopsida, Cornales, Cornaceae. The record is from RefSeq and is a predicted model, not a curated record. The transcript has a single exon.